AUGAUCCUGGCGGGGUUAGCCCUCCUCAUCAUGUCAUUAUGGCUGUACUUCGACACACAAGAGUACGUUCAGGCCGUGAGGGACAUGGACCAGUACAUGAAGGGGAUCUACAUCUUCAUGGUUGUUGGAUCCAUAAUGGUCGUCGUCGGCUUCCUUGGAUGCUGCGGAGCCCUCCGGGAAUCUCAAUUCUUGCUUACCGCCUUUUUCAUCCUCCUGUUGGUGAUCUUUGUGGCACAAGUGACGGGAGCUGUAUAUGCAUACUACAAUGGAGAAGAGCUAGACAAGGUGAUCCGCGGCAGCAUGAAUAAUCUUGUUGUCAAGGAAUAUACAGGCAAGGAUGAUGAUGUCAGGACCAAGCUCAUGGACACCCUUCAGAGUGAUCUGCACUGCUGUGGUGCCAGGUCCCCACAAGACUGGUCUGGGAGCAUCUUCAAUGGCAAGGACAGACCUGAGCUGGGUGCAAUUUCUGGGACCCUUGGGGCAUUGGGUAUCUACAAUGUCCCACGUUCCUGCUGUCGGGAUUCGAGUUCCCUGGACUGUGAGAGUGCCCGCAAGUUUGGCCCUCAGACCCUUGUCCAGAGUCAGGAUGCCAUCUACCAGGAUGGUUGCACUCAGAGGCUGAUAGAGUUCCUCUUGGGCCACAUGCCAGUUACCCUGGGUGUUGGGAUCACAGUUCUUGUCAUUGAAAUCCUUGGCAUGAUCUUCUCCAUGAUCCUCUGCUGUGCCAUUCGCAAGAUCGAUGACUUCAAAGCCUGAAAGUGCAAAAAUGUAUCAUCUGAGGAAGAUUUUUGUGACUGAUGCAACAGCACUCUGUACACUUAUUUCGACAGAAGAUAAAUUUUUUUCUUGCAUGUUGUCACCAACCUGACUUGUUUCCCAGGCAUGUCUGGGGUCAGGGCAGAGCUUCAAUGUAUGUGUUCAGCAAAUGCUUGCCAAUGUGUCAACUCUUCCAGGCUCUUUUUUUUGUUUCUGCUAUGCUCCAGGGUGCCAUUAACAAGAGAAAUGGCAAGGAGUUUUUCCAGUCACCAGGUGCUUUGAUCCCAUAUCCAAAGUAUCCAACCUGGUUUUCUCCAGCAAAGGAUUUUUCACUUUUCCACAGUACUUUUAUAAAUGCUUUUUUCAUGCCAGAGAUAAUGUAAAUAUCAAGCUGUGGAUUUGUGUAUGUAUGGCUCUGUGUGAGUGAAGAUGAUCAGGGGGAUCUCCCAGUGAAUCAAAGUUAUGUAUGCAAGAAAAGAAGAAUCAAGAUCUGCUCUUGCUCUCUGCAGGUGCCUCUCCUGGUUGUUUUUGUCCCUUUCAUCAAUCUCGUUGCUCUUGUCAUUGUCAAGUAUUUUAAUCUCUUUUUCAUGAUUUCACCUGAACUUGGCUUUUGUGCUCCAGGUUCUUCUCAAUCAACCCUCAUACCCAAGAUCUCUGUUAGCAAUUAUGUUUGGGACGUUAUCUCUGCUUGUGAAUUUUUUUUGUUUGAAGAUUUUUAGAGAGAAUCUCAUUCAGGCUUACAUCAGUUACAUGGCUAUUCUCAUUUUCCAUGACCUUUUCUUGAUACACCUUUUGUUACUUAUCUGCAAUGCUUUGUUUCCUAUUUUUGUAAAAUGGGGUGGAGGACUGAGAAAGAACCAGUUUGAUGCUGUCAUUAUUGGAGCUUAGUCAUGCUGUCGUGAAUCUCUCAUGGAGUACCUACUCCCAAUCAUAAUAAAAGCAUACUUCAGUGGUCAUCCA
Molecule: messenger RNA, 1716 nt
Organism: Darwinula stevensoni
Lineage: Eukaryota; Metazoa; Arthropoda; Ostracoda; Podocopida; Darwinulidae
Source: the annotation of a GenBank genome assembly